Messenger RNA from Tripterygium wilfordii, 869 nucleotides. RefSeq names its product cold shock domain-containing protein 4-like. The transcript has 2 exons. NCBI's taxonomy places the organism in Eukaryota, Viridiplantae, Streptophyta, Magnoliopsida, Celastrales, Celastraceae. The record is from RefSeq and is a predicted model, not a curated record. The coding region runs from base 213 to 671 and encodes 152 amino acids.
UCAAAUCCCAAAUGGAAACAUCAUAUGCAUUCAACCUACUUUACCAUUCAUGAUACCCUUCCCCCUUCCUCCUCUUCCAACUGUCCUCCAACUCUGCCUCCAUAAAUGCUUUUCGUGCACCAUUACUACCACCACAAUCAUUUAAAUAUUCCCUCAUUCAGACACUCCUCUAUCCUCAUCACAAUUCACACGCUCUCAAGAAACCCACAAAAAUGAACCCUAAAACCAGUUUCUUUCUCUUUGCCUUCUUGCUGAUUGCAGCUUCACUUUCCUUUGCAAUCCGACCUGACUUCACUGCCCAGAUCGAGCAAUCACCCAAAGGCAGCAAACCCAGUAACCAAAAGAACAAAGGUGGUGGAAAUGGAGGUGGGUUUGGCGGGUUCUUUGGACCCGGAUCCGGGUUUAGCAUACCUGGGUUUGGAAGUGGAAGUGGUAUUAUAGGCGGCGGGUAUGGAGGCGGGUUCGGAGGUCCGAGUGGAGGUUCCUCUGGAAGUGGUGUUAUAAGGCCUAGUAUUGUUUGUAGGGAGAAGGGUCCGUGUUACAAGAAGAAGCUGAUCUGUCCGGCUAAGUGUUUCACCUCCUAUAGCAGGUCAGGGAAAGGGUACGGAGGCGGUGGUGGAGGCGGUGGUUGCACCGUUGACUGCAAGAAGAGAUGCACUGCUUAUUGUUAGACAGAGAAUAGUGGGAGUUUGAGUAACCAGUAGCCGGUGAUAGUUUCUAGCACUAUUCAUGAUUAGUAACCUUAUAAUAUUAUCUUAUAUUACAUAUAAAAAAUGGUGUCAAGUCCAGGAGUUUUUAGACUCUGGAGCUUUUUAUAUUUUGUGAUGACUAUAUAUGCGUGUAUAAAUACAGAUUUUUCUUUAUCACUC